Molecule: messenger RNA, 546 nt
Organism: Pestalotiopsis fici W106-1
Lineage: Eukaryota; Fungi; Ascomycota; Sordariomycetes; Amphisphaeriales; Sporocadaceae
Exons: 1
Coding region: 1-546 (181 amino acids)
Source: RefSeq, a predicted model, not a curated record
AUGACCAGACCCAGAGAAGGCAUUCUCCGAAAGAAUGUCGACAGUUCAACUAUCAACCAGCCAGAAACGACCCGGAGGUCAGGAUGGCCAUCGCUCAAUCCAGGUUCCGCCAGCAAUCCAGGUCGAGACUCCAAUAUGACGGACUUGUUCGCUCGAGCUCGGCCAGCGCCAGAGACAGCGCCUCGAAGAUCGCUUACGCCACAGAGUCAUCCUUUCCUGAAGAUGCCCAAGACUCUCCAGGAGACACAGAAGCAGAUGACCAAAGAAGAACAGUCAGUCACGACAAAAAAGAGUAAUGGAAGCUCAAAGAGAGUCAGAUUUCAAGAAACUUCUCCACAGCAAGCCGUCCGGCAAUCAAAAGCCAAGCUUGUUCUCAAGGCUUGGCAGACUUUCAACAAUCAACUUUUUGAUAUCAACAACGAAGGCGACAAAGAAGAUGACCCAGAACUCAAUAAUGUGAUGGAAAAUAUGUUGAAUAUGAACUGGGUGUAUAUGCAUAAGCAGGGGGUUGAACGUCUGGCUGAAUUGGCAAACAGCGAGGAGUGA